AGAGAGGGGCCGGGGCGCGCGCGCACACACACUCACUUUUUUUUUCUCUUUUUUUCCGAGGGGGGCAAAAGAAAUCGGGAUUUUCUUUCCUCCUUUUUACCACAGGAAAACUAUAGUUCUUUGAAAAAAAAACCAACAACUGAAGAAGUAACAUUUAAUUGUGGGUCGGCCGUUUCGCACCGAGGUGUUUUUUUUUCGCUUUUUCUUCAGGAUUUGGAAACGCGAAGGAUUUCGCUCCCCCUUUCCCUUUCCCUCACCUCCCCUCCCACGCCACCCCGACCGCUUUUCUCUCUGAACCCCCCCCCCUUCAGUCGGUUGAUUUUUCGGUGGGAUUUUAACUAACGUGAGGGCCCUGUGGUUGCGAUGAUUUAAGGAACGGGGUAAAUGUUUUUGAAGUUGCUGUUGGUUGGACUCGGGCAGCUCACCGCCCCCCUCUGGUUCGGCGGCGGUGCAGAGUGAUGAGUCCGGUGGAUGGGUGAACUUGUUUUGCCUUCACUCUGUGUCUGUUUCCCCUUCUCUCUCACUAAAUAUAUUUUAUAUACUAGGUAUAAAACAUUUUAUCAAUAUCAAAUAAAGUUGAUAUUUAUACACAUGCGGCCGAUCGCAAUGUUUGAUGCACUUUCCCCCUCCUGAAAUUAUUCGGGCCCUGUUUGUUGAUUUUGUUUUUCUCUUCAUUAUUUUUUUGGCUGCGUGCGGAAAGAGGGGGAAAAAGAGAAGGGGAGCUGGGGCUUUCCAUUUUUUUGGGGCCUUUUUGGAGGGGUGGAGAGGAAAAAAAGUGAAGGAAAGUGGCGCGGGAAGUAGAGGAGAUGGAGUUGCAAACUCUGCAGGAGGCUCUGAAAGUGGAAAUCCAGUUUCAUCAGAAACUUGUGGCACAGAUGAAACAAGAUCCACAGAAUGCUGAUUUGAAGAAACAGCUUCAUGAAUUGCAAGCCAAGAUAACCACACUCAGUGAGAAACAAAAAAAAGUUGUUGAACAGCUGAGGAAAGAUUUAAUGGUGAAACAGGACCACCAUGAAGGCAAAUUGCCAAUGCAACAGCCACAGAUGCAGCCACAACAGCAACAACAGAAUGUACCACAGCUGAGCAGCCCACAGAAGACAAUAAGUGAACCUUCAGUUGUUACCACAAAGCAGAUUCCACUUACUCUACUGAAAACAACACAUACUGUGCCUGCCUCAGUCCUUUCACCAAGACCCACCAUUGCCAUGGUAACAGCUCUAAGCAACCCUCAGAAACCAGUGGUUAAUACAGACUCUCAAAACACACCCAUCAACCUACAGAUUACCAACAAACUGACAACUCUGGGGGCUGACGCUGUACGAAUAAUGCCAAAAUCAACUGUACAGUUGCAGGUACAGACGACAAACUCCCCACCAAUCAAGGUACCCCAGUUCAUUCCUCCACCCAGGCUGACGCAACGCCCAACCCUUUUACCACAGGUUCGUCCAAAGCCAGUGAUGCCAAAUAGCAUUCCGAUUGCACCUGCCCCUGUGUUUACAACUUCACAACUUAUCCAGCGACCAGUGAUGCUAACAAAACUAACGCCCACAACUCAGUCAUCAGCUGCAAAUUCCAUACAUCAAGCCAGAAUUGUGAAUGGACAACCUACUGCUGUCACCAAGACGCUACCAACUGCUCAGUUAACAGGCAUUGUCAUAGCCACCUCUGGUCCUAAGGUGGCUAGUCCGCAGCAGCUGAAACUCAGCAAAACAAAUUUGGACAAUAAGACCAUUAAACUUCAGGUUGAAUGGGAAGAAAAGCAGACUGAUGCUAGUCCUACUUCUCCAGUUCCACCUAAACCCAAGAAAGAGGAGAACCCAGAGAAAGUUGCAUUCAUGGUUUCUCUGGGGUUGGUUACACAUGAUCACCUUGAAGAAAUCCAAAGCAAAAGACAAGAAAGGAAACGACGAACAACUGCAAAUCCAGUGUAUAGUGGAGCGAUCUUUGAACCAGAGCGCAAAAAAUCUGCAGUAACUUACUUGAACAGUCCUGUGCAGCCUGGGACACGGAGAAGAGGUCGCCCUCCUAAGUACAAUCACGUGUUGGGUUUGGGGGCAAUGGCACCUUCCUCCCCUCCGAGUCAUCCUGCCUCCCCAGAUUUCGAAAACACAGAGAAUUUGCUCAGUUUUGGUGCUUCAGCACAGUCUGCAUCCAGUCCCAGCUCUGUAGAUGGUUUGCCCUAUUUAGCCACAAGAGCUACUUUACAAAGGGGUCCUGUCAGCAAGAUGCAAGAUGAGACAAAUGACGUUGAAAACAUCACGAAAAAUACCACCUUGUCUGGUGACAUCCAUGAGGAUUUCUGCUCUGUGUGUCGACGUAGUGGACAGCUGCUGAUGUGUGACACUUGUUCUCGUGUGUAUCACCUGGAGUGCCUGGACCCACCAUUAAAAGCCAUUCCCAAAGGAAUGUGGAUUUGUCCUAAAUGUCAGGAGCAGAUUCUGAAAAAGGAAGAAGCAAUCCCAUGGCCUGGAACUCUAGCAAUCGUUCAUUCUUACAUUGCCUACAAAGCUGCAAAAGAAGAGGAAAAACAAAAGUUGUUAAAAUGGAGCGCAGAACUAAAGCAAGAGCGAGAACAGUUGGAACAGAAAGUUAAACAGCUGAGCAACUCCAUAACGAAGUGUAUGGAGACGAAGAACACAUUGCUCGCUCGACAGAAGGAUAUGCAAUCCUCGCUGGAAAAAGUAAAACGACUAAUACACCUGAUCCAGGGUAUACAGCUCACAAAAAAUGAUUCACCAACAGAUGAGGCUGUCAACAACCCCACAGACUAUAUGAAUGCUCCCACCGUUGAACCUUCACCAGUGAACUGUGACAGCAAUUUAGAGACCAAGUAGCUGAGAGAAAGGGCUAGAUACUGUAGAACUUACAAACCUUUCUGGGAACAAAAUUGUGACAGGUUGUUCCUGACUUGCCAAUUGAAGGGGGAUUCUGUGCUGGAUUUUGUUCUUAUAGAUCCACAUUGGGAGCGCCAGCUUGGUAAGAACCAGCGUCAAGCCAAGUGAAAUACCAGUGUGUGCCUGCUGCCACCAAUUUGGGUUUUAGUUUGUCUACUCUUCAGGGAAAUAGUUAGAAAACAAUGGUCAUGACUUAAUGAUCUGCCCUGAUCAUGGAUUGCAUUCAUGAUUCUCAAGUCCAGGACUGCUUGAGCAGAACAGCAGAUAUUUAAUGCAGUUCAAUAUGAUGGGGAAACGUUGUGCAGAAAGCAGAAGUUGAAAGGCAUGGGUAUAUGUUGGUUCCGGUCUUUGACUGAAGUAGCAAAGGCAGAAUCAGAAGUACAUCCAGAGACAGGUACAUUGCGUAAUGGGCACAGCACAGAGUACAAUGAUAUUACUAUUUUGUUUUAAAUAUGAAAAAAAAACAAAUGGAGGUUUAUUAUUUGGAAGGUAUAUGGUGGCACCAAAACCAUGCAUGGCUUUUGAUGAAGAGUGUUUCUUUUUAACUUUAUUUUAAAAUGUCAUGUGGUUGUUCAUUGUACAAGUAGUUAUUUCAGUGUCUUGGGCACUGGAAAGACACAAGGCAGGCAGACUGAAUUUGUCCUGAGAUUUUGGGGGAGUUCAAGGUUUGGGAAAUAUUCAGGUCUUCCUAGUGUUAAACAAAUUAGAUAUGAAAAUUGUUGAGUGCUUUUGUUUCCUAAUGAUGUGAUUUAUAGAAAACAAAGUGUUAGAAGUUGAGCAGAUUCUGUAUAUAUAUAUAAAAAUGCAAAUAUAUAUUAUAUAUAUAUACAUCCCACACACACAGCCCCCACACAUCCACACACACACACACACACAGCCCCCACACAUCCACACACACACACACGCCCCACACAUAAACACCCCUCACACUUUCUCUGACUCUCUGUACGUGUAAAAAAAACAUCUGCUAUUGUCUGAACUGCCAAAAGCUAUAUUGAACCUGCAGGGAAUGAUCUUCAGUUUACUGGGGAAUAUACUGGAACAGUUUUACAGUUCUUACUAUUUCCAACUUCAUGAAAAGUGGGUUGAACAGGUAAUGAGAUCAGUUAAGUAUAAUGGUCGUAGGUCUUCAGUUAAUGUAAAGAAAAAGGAGUAAGUCUGUUGUUUGUUGUGCAAGUACAGCCAGAAUGGAAAUUUAUAUUUGCAUUAAUAUUUAAUGUUGGUUGUACUUAAUUUAACAUAUCAGAGUGUGCUUGCCUUUACUUUUGGCACAGUGAAAAAUUCAGCCAUUUAUACUUAUAUUUGUAAUUACUAACCAAACAACAUGGCAGAUGGAAGAAGGAAUUUCUUCUGAACUAGCUAUGUGAAGAAUUGAAUUUUCCUGAUUGCUGCCUACCCACUCUGACAAUGGUGCAUGUACAGAACAUUUUUUUUCUGGGAAGAAGGGGAGGGAGGAGUUUUCUUCAAAGAUAGUGAUUUUCUGUCAUUACUUCGUAUUGGUCUUUUACAAAGUUUUUAAACCCAAUUCUGAACAUUAGUCAUAUUAAAGAUAUUUUUUCAUUGAAUUGAUACUCAUUGCAAUUUAUAAAAAUAACAGAUAAACAUGAAGAAAAUCUAUCUCAAAGCCAAAAGAUUUUUUUCUGAUUUGGUUUGCAACCAAAUAUUCAUUGGUGAAAGCUGAAUAGUAAUUUAAAUAAAAAAAAAAGUGGUUGCAGAAGCAUUUCUGGAUGUAUCCCAAAAUCUUUAUUUCUUUAUUCUUUACAGUAUCUCCUAACAUCAGUGCUUCCCUCAACAAUCCUGCAUGAAAAUAGAUACUUAUUCUUCCUUUUCUUCUCAGUCAGGACAAACCUGUCAGUAAAUGUCUCUGUUGCCUUUAUUAGGACGUUCUGUUCUGCCGAUUAUAAUGCCUAUUUGAGAAUAAGCUGGAAAAUGAUAUUUAAAUUAAUAAUAUGAAAAAUCAUAAAUAUUUCAAAAUAACCUUGUAUACAUAAUGUCAUUUGGUAACUGCAGUGAGUCAAUUAUGAAGCCACCAAUGUUCAUAAUCAUUCUUAAUUGGCCUUGGUUCAGUUUCAAAGAGACUGUCAUGAUUUUUUGCUUGGUGGGCAUGGAGAUGUUACCAAAGUAUAUUACUUGCCUUCCUUUACUACAGUCUGUCCUGGUCAUAUUUAGCCCUUAUUUAACAUUUACUACCAUUUCUUAUUGGUACACUAUUUGUCACAUGCAGCAGUUAAUGGCUGUUUGUGAGUUAAAAGCUAUAAAUUGUUAUGCUUUGCUAACAUACAAAAACUUGUGUUUCAGUUCACAUUGCCUUUGGAAAACACUUGAGUUCAUGACUUUUGAAGUCAUUGUCAUUUCUUUGUGUUCCAUUGUUCAUCACUAUCGUAAAUAAAUUUCACAAUGUCACCUAGA
Hypanus sabinus (Atlantic stingray) is the source of this 5303-nucleotide messenger RNA. RefSeq names its product PHD finger protein 21Aa (gene phf21aa). Gene Ontology annotation, molecular function: chromatin binding. Lineage: Eukaryota; Metazoa; Chordata; Chondrichthyes; Myliobatiformes; Dasyatidae. The coding region runs from base 807 to 2834 and encodes 675 amino acids. Gene Ontology annotation, cellular component: histone deacetylase complex. Gene Ontology annotation, biological process: negative regulation of transcription by RNA polymerase II. The transcript has 17 exons. The record is from RefSeq and is a predicted model, not a curated record.